AUGGCGGACGACGAGCCAUCUUACAUUGACUACGAGGCAUUCCUCGACCCGUCUUUCUCGACGACAGGGUUCGCGAACAGUCUCGUGCUUGCGACGAACAAUCCCUCCGACACGCCGCUCGACCUGUCCACCCCGCUCUCGCGUGUUCUCUUCGACGUGCAGGAGAUCGACACACACAUCGACACUCUCACCACCAAGUCGGCGCUGCCACUGCUCGAAUACACGAAAGACCAUGCGGAAUCGGGAGAGCGGAUACUCGACGAGGUGGAAGCGCAGGUUGCGAGCUUGACGGAGGGAUACAAGACGUUGGAGAAAGAGGUCAUUGAACGCUAUGAAGCUGCGGAGCAGGUGCGCCUUGCAGCGGAGCGGCUCUGCCAGACGGUCAAGAUCGGACGUGCAGUCGCACGCUGUUUGAUGCUUGGCCGUCAGCUCGAGGCACAACUAGCCGAAAUUGGCGGGCCCGGCGCUAUACUGGGGAAGAAAGAAGAUCACAGAGCCAUGGUCAGAUCCUCUAAUACACUCGUUGCGCUGCGACAGGUGUUGCUAGCGUCCAGGCCUGGUGAAGAGGGCGAGGGGCUCGACCGUGUCAACGUUAUCACGACAUUAAAGAGUGACCUACUGGGACCGGCGGAGCGUACGCUGAUCUCUCGCUCACAACAAAUAAUCAGGGAGUUCUCCAUGUCCUCGUUGCUGGCAUCCAAUGGCAGUUCGCAGCAGCCCAGUGCGGCGUCGACCUAUGCACAGACCGAAGACACCAAAUCCCGCACAACCUCGGCUCUCAUGACCCUCUACCUUUUGUCGCCAGCAUUGAGAAAUGCAACGACGGCUACUUUCGAACCGGCCCUCCUGGUCAGCGCUCUGCAGGAGUACCUGCAAACAGCACUCAAGUCGUCUCUCGCGGCCCUUGCACGAGCACUCGCAACUCUACCAACGCUCGAACGGACGCUACUAGAAAUAUCAGCGAGAUGCCAGAACAUUGUUGCGUUGGAGACGCUCCUGGAGUCGGUCAAGCCUCCGCCGCAUCCGCUGGUUAGCAGUCCGGCCGCGGAGAAGACGGGAAGGCCGAGAAGCGUGUCACGGCUUCCUCCACAGAACUUUUUGCAGCCAUUGUUGUACUCGCUGGACACGUCCUCGCUGGCGUCAUACUUCUGGCGAUCUCUUGCGUCGGCGCUGUCACCGCGGGUUCAGGAGAUCCUCAACCGCGGCGGUGUGUCGGCGAGGACGCUGCGCAGCAAUAGGGAUAGGGUCAGGGAUGCAAUUCGGGAAUGCGUAAAUCGCGGCUCUCAGCUGCCGGCGAGCGCGUUGAGCCGGGGCAAGGGGCCGACGACAGGCAACUGGGAGCGCGAGGCCGCGGUUAUGGUCGGUUCUAUAAUUGGGGUUCUGGGAAGGUGA
Messenger RNA from Lasiodiplodia theobromae, 1392 nucleotides. RefSeq names its product Oligomeric Golgi complex subunit 5. The record is from RefSeq and is a predicted model, not a curated record. The transcript has a single exon. NCBI's taxonomy places the organism in Eukaryota, Fungi, Ascomycota, Dothideomycetes, Botryosphaeriales, Botryosphaeriaceae. The coding region runs from base 1 to 1392 and encodes 463 amino acids. Gene Ontology annotation, biological process: intra-Golgi vesicle-mediated transport. Gene Ontology annotation, cellular component: COG complex.